This is a messenger RNA of Chanos chanos (milkfish), 1952 nucleotides long. It is a transcript of the gene tbc1d24, whose product is annotated as TBC1 domain family, member 24. The transcript is spliced from 8 exons. Lineage: Eukaryota; Metazoa; Chordata; Actinopteri; Gonorynchiformes; Chanidae. The record is from RefSeq and is a predicted model, not a curated record. The coding region runs from base 36 to 1778 and encodes 580 amino acids.
AGCGGAUGACUGCAGACAAGAAAAUCUGACAAGUCAUGGCAGAGGAGGAUUUCGGCCGCUUUGUGGACUGGUCCCAGUUGGGAGACCUUGCUAAGACCGCCACUGGUUCCAGUGUUCCCAGUAAGGACGUUAAAGAGUUGAAGCAGCAGGCUCGUACGGGUCAGUGGGAGAAGAACCACGCCUUACGGGCUCAGGUUUACCGACACCUCAUCCGUUCCCUGCCAUGCCGCACGGUCACGCCCGACGCCGAAGUUUACCGCGACGCCAUGGGCGCGUCCGGCGGCAGGAAGCAAAACCCCGCCUCCCACCCCUUACCGGAGUUCGUGGACGGGAUGUCGGUCCCUCAGUACUGCCUGAAAGCCGAAUCGCUGGGUUCGGUCCACGCCGUCAUCUCCUGCGUGGCCAGUCAGUUCCCCGACAUAUCCUACUGCCCGGCGUUGCCGGCGGUGACGGCGCUGCUGCUGCACUGGAGCUGCGACGAGGCGCAUUGCUUUGAGAGCGUGAGUCGCAUGCUCGCGUGUAACCAGCCGGGACGUCACAUGCUGGACCAGACCUUCCUGGCCUUCCAGUCCGCCUGCAUGACCUUCGGCGACUUGGCCAACAAGUACUGCCCCUCGGCGCACAAGCUGAUCGUUGCCACGGCGACGGACGCGCGGGACGUGUACUCGGACUGGCAGCGGUGGGUGCUGGGCGACCUGCCGUUCGGCCACGUGGCCAGAGUGAUGGACGUGUUCCUGGUGGAGGGGUACAAGGUCUUAUACCGCGUGGCCUUGGCCAUCCUGAAGUUUUACCGCAAACAGAAAGCCGCCGCGGGGGCGCAGGCGUCCAAACCCGCCCAGCAGGACUCGGCAGGGGUCAGAGCCGACAUCCAGGCGUUCGUCAAAGGCAUCGGCAGCUCUGUGACCCCAGAGAAGCUUCUGGAAAAAGCGUUUUCUAUCCGACUGUUCAGCCGUAAAGAGAUUAACCUGCUGCAGCUCACCAACGAGAAAUCACUGCAGCAAAAAGGCAUAACAGUGAAACAGAAAAGCUCUGUUAAGAGGCGUAACGUGCAGUUGGCCGUCAGUGCGGAGACCUUUAACUCUGAGAUCGUCAGUGCUAAAGAGAUCAGAGACAUCUGGGCCUGGAUCCCAGAGAGAUUCGCUCUGUGUCAACCUCAGCUUCUCUUCACAACCUCCACACACGGCUGCAGCCUCAACAGAUUCUACUCUCACUGUGAGGGCUAUGAACCGACGCUCAUGCUAAUCAAAACCACAGAAGGAGAGGUGUGUGGAGCCUUCCUGUCCACUGAUUGGGAGGAGAGGAAAAGAGGCGGGAACAAACUCAGUUUCUUUGGCACAGGGGAGUGUUUCAUAUUCAAGAUGAAGCCAGAGAUGGAACGCUUUGAAUGGGUUGUGAUUAAGCAUCCUGAGUUGGCCAAUGCAGGACAGGGCUCCAGUGACGAGCAGGCGGAAGACGACCAGCAGGCCAACUCUGACACACACCCUAACACACACACUCUGCCCACGGAGAAACCCGCCACGGACCCCUCCCAUCUCUCACCCUUUCUCUCCGCACGACACUUCAACCUCAACUCCAGGAACACGUCAAUGUUCAUGGCAGGAAAUGUCGACUCCAUUAUCAUUGGAGGGGGCAUUGGUAAUGCCCUGUACAUUGACUCAGAGCUGAAUCAUGGGCGAACAGGCCACUGUACGACCUUUGACAACCCACCACUCUGUUCAGAGAACUUCCAGAUCGCUCUCCUGGAGGUCUGGGGCUUCCAGGACGCCAUGACAACCUAAAAUCACCCAGGGCAGAGGUUGUCACGGCUACCAUGGGACACCUAAUGGACCUUGUCCUGGGUGGAUGAAGACAGGAUGAAGAGGUUGCCAUGGUUACCUGGAGGGAUGAAGGACAUUGUGUUUUUUCCGUUGCUAAGACAGCAUUUUUUCAUUGCUUAUCAUUAAUAUUUAUUA